AUGAUUUCCAGAACUAGAAUGCUCAAGGGCCUUAUGGCUUCAAAAACGUGCUCUCAAAUAGGAUUAAUGAGAAGUAGUUCUCUCAUACUUCCAAUGAAGCGUUUCAAUUCCACCUCAGCGCUGACCUCAACGACAGCUUCCGAUAUAAAGACCACCUUGACCAAUUUUGACACUGAGCAAGUCUCAAAUAAUGCAGACCAGAUCGCAACAACCUUAACUUCUGAUCAAGCGGGAUACCUUCACUCUAUUGGCCUUGCUGACGGCUGGGGACCUACUGCCAUCAUUGAAAGAAUUUUGGAAAUUACCCACGUAUAUACAGGAUUGCCUUGGUGGGCCACCAUCGCUGUAGCUACUGUUGGUAUCAGAGCUGCCAUGGUACCAUUGUAUGUCAAAGCGUCGGCUAACGCUGCUAAGAUGAGUCAUGUCAAGCCUGAAUUGGACAAAGCUCUUUCAGAUUUGCAAAAUGCUUCAAAUCAGCAAGAACAGUUACAAGCUGCCGCCAAUAGAAAGAAAAUCAUGAAAGAAAACGAUAUCAAGUUAUCACACCAAUUUUACCCCAUGAUCCAAUUACCAAUUGCUUACGGAUUCUUCCAGGGUCUUAGAAAGAUGGCAAAUUACCCUGUAGAAGGUUUUGAAACCCAAGGUUUAGCAUGGUUCGAAAAUUUAUCUGCUGUCGACCCUUACUGUGGUUUGCAAAUUUUAACAGCCGCUGUUGUCGUUGGAAUGGUUCGUUCAGGUGGUGAAACUGGUGCCACUCAAAUAAACCCAUUGAUGAAGAAACUUUUACUUUGGUUGCCUAUUGUUUCAAUUUUCAUUACAAAGGAAUUCAGUGCCGCUGUUGUCGUUUAUUUCGCUAUUAACUCCACCUUCUCCUUCUUCCAGACCUUAUUACUUAGAUCCCACUGGUUCAGAACUUUCAUGAAAAUGCCAGAAAUGGCUAAACCAAAUCCUGAUGCACCAAAAGGGCCUUCAACAGUCUCAGAGUGGUGGUCAGACUUUAAUGAAAAAAACCAACAGAAGCUCGAAAAGAAGAAGCAAGCUGCCAAUUCAAAGGCUGAUGCAGUGCAAAAGAGAAAGAUUUCCUCCACUCCACAGAACUUCAUCAAGAGACACUAA
This is a messenger RNA of Dujonia railenensis, 1116 nucleotides long. The record is from the annotation of a GenBank genome assembly. Lineage: Eukaryota; Fungi; Ascomycota; Pichiomycetes; Serinales; Debaryomycetaceae.